Messenger RNA from Jaculus jaculus (lesser Egyptian jerboa), 245 nucleotides. RefSeq names its product BBSome-interacting protein 1-like. Gene Ontology annotation, cellular component: BBSome. The transcript has a single exon. NCBI's taxonomy places the organism in Eukaryota, Metazoa, Chordata, Mammalia, Rodentia, Dipodidae. Bases 42 to 245 code for a protein of 67 amino acids. Gene Ontology annotation, biological process: receptor localization to non-motile cilium; cilium assembly. The record is from RefSeq and is a predicted model, not a curated record.
AAGAAUUUUCAGGAAAAAGUGCUAUAUCCAACAGUCUACAUAUGGCAGAAGUAAGGUCAAUGUUUCGGGAAGUUCUUCCAAAACAAGGGCAGUUAUCUGUGGAAGAUGUAACCACAAUGGUGACGUGUAAACCCAAAAUUUUACCCUUAAAAUAUUUGACUCUGGAAAAACUGGAGAAAAUGCAGCAAACAGCACAAGACACAGUUUGCCAACAGAAAAUGGCAGAAAAAGAAAAUGGCAAAUAA